This is a messenger RNA of Glycine soja, 858 nucleotides long. Its product is annotated as protein RALF-like 24. NCBI's taxonomy places the organism in Eukaryota, Viridiplantae, Streptophyta, Magnoliopsida, Fabales, Fabaceae. The transcript has a single exon. The coding region runs from base 253 to 621 and encodes 122 amino acids. The record is from RefSeq and is a predicted model, not a curated record.
CUAAUCCACCAUUGAUGCGUGGUUAAGAAUACUAAGCAGUCUGAAAAUUAAUGAAAUUGAGUGACUGUAUACUAAUUCCGGGAUGUAAUGAUAUCUCUGAUUGUGGGUUGCUGACAGUAAUGAUGGCCCUAAAAUAGUUGACUAUAGUUGUAACACCUGCUAUGUCCUAUCCCCAAUUUAUAGCCCUCCAACAACCAAACCAAGCAUCUCGCACUUAAAACAAAACAAGACACCAGGCAGCUAAACACAACAAUGUCCCAACCCAGAUUCAUUUCCAUGAUCUCCCUCUGUCUGACCCUUUUUCUGUUCCACACUUGCACUGGCCUACCAUUUGUGGACCUCAAUUUCCAUGAAGUGGAUGUUAUGACCAAAAGGGUUUGCACCAAGAGCAUUGGGGAGUGCUUGAGCUUGACAGAGCCGGAGAUGGAUUCGGAGACCAACAGAAGAGUUCUGGCAAUGCAGAAAAAGUACAUUAGCUAUGACACACUCAAGAGAGACAUGGUUCCCUGUGAUAGGGCUGGAGCUUCUUACUACAAUUGUCAUGCAAUACGAGCAAAUCCUUAUAAUAGAGGCUGUGAGGUAAUUACUGCUUGUGCAAGAGGUCAAGACAUCAAAACUUGAUGGAGGAAAGUCUUCUCCCUUCUCUUUUGCCCUUCCCUUUUCUCUUUAGCUUUCCUUCCUCUCUAGUUAAGAUCAUGCUUUUAAAUGUUUUCUAUUUUACUUUUAAACAUUUAUGUCCAGCGUAUCUAUGAAAGUAUCUAUUUUUCUUUCCGAGCAGAUGUCGCAUUUCCUUUGCAUUAUGAUGCCUAUUUGUUACAAAAUAAUAAAAUUGAUAGAAAUUUGCAGUUACUACUUCAA